AAUAUAUUUUCUCCAUCCUCUAUCUGUUUGUCUCUCUCUGCUAUUUCCUUCUCUUACGCGGAGCUGGGUUGGGAUGGUAAGCCCUAACCCUAGGACGAAUUGCACGGAAUAAUCCGAAACGGUGUUUCUCCCAAUCAUCAGGACGCGGAUAUAAGCUUGAAGAAGAUUAGUCAAUUUACAGCAUGGUUGCUUCAAUUGCUGCCUCUGCUUUCUUCCCGGCACAAUCAUCUUCUUCCGUGGCAUCUGUGAAGACUUCAAAGAUUAUUGGUGAAGGUCCAGAGUCAUUGACUGUUGGGGGAAUUGUUGCCAAACCUGCAUCAUCCUCCGGUGCCAUGCAGGUUAAGGUCAAUGCUCAAGCUGUUCCUAAGAUCAAUGGAACGAAAGUUGGUUUGAAAUCUGAGUUCCUGAAGGCUGAGGAUGAUGCUUCUUCUUCUGCCCCGAGAACAUUUUAUAAUCAACUUCCAGACUGGAGCGUGCUCCUUGCAGCCAUCACCACCAUCUUCUUGGCAGCUGAGAAGCAGUGGACUCUCCUUGACUGGAAGCCACGGAGGCCUGACAUGCUUGCUGAUGCAUUUGGCCUCGGGAAGAUUGUUCAGGACGGGCUUGCUUUCAGGCAAAACUUUUCGAUUAGGUCGUAUGAGAUUGGGGCGGAUCGAACAGCUUCUAUAGAAACUUUAAUGAAUCAUUUACAGGAGACAGCACUUAACCAUGUGAAGAUUGCAGGCCUUAUGGAUGAUGGUUUUGGUGCUACACCUGAAAUGUCUAAAAGAAAUUUGAUUUGGGUCGUCGCCAAAAUGCAUGUUUUUGUGGAUAAGUACCCUUCAUGGGCAGAUGUUGUUCAAGUUGAUACUUGGGUUGGUUCGUCCGGAAAAAAUGGGAUGCGCCGCGAUUGGCACGUUAUUGACUGUCAAACAGGUGAAACUAUAGUGAGAGCUACAAGUGUUUGGGUGAUGAUGAACAAACAAACCAGGAAGCUAUCUAAAAUGCCAGAUGAAGUAAGGGCCGAAAUAGGUCCCUACUUCAUAGAGCGCACUGCCAUUAUAGAUGAGGAUAGUAGAAAGCUACCAAAGCUCCAUGAUGACACAGCUCAGUAUGUGCGAGAAGGCUUAACUCCUCGUUGGGCUGACCUGGAUGUGAAUCAACAUGUGAACAAUGUCAAGUAUAUUGGCUGGAUUCUUGAGAGUGCCCCAACUACCAUUAUGGAGAGCCAUGAGCUUGCAGGAAUGACUCUUGAAUAUAGAAGGGAGUGCGGAAGGGACAAUGUGCUGAAGUCUCUGACCUCUGUCAAUAACUGUCCCGGUGGGUCGGAAGGUGCCGGAAUGGAGUGCGUUCACCUGUUGCAGCUUGAUGGCGGCGAUGAGAUUAUGAGGGGACGAACACAGUGGAGGCCCAAGAGCGCCCGGGUCUUCGACAACAAGGGGCCUCUCCCAGUAGGAAGCUCAUGAAGUUUCACUCAACUUAUCAUCUUGGUUCUGUAUCUGCUGCAGCAAAGAGAUAGGGAGAUGGUGAACCCAAUAACUUCAUACUGCUGCUCAUGUUUAUUGUUUAUCUUGUUUAUUUUUUUGCCUAUGCUUGUAAUUAAGCAAAAAGCUGUUAGAUUUGUGUUCCUUGAUGCUUUCUUCUUCUUGUGUGAGAUUUAAGGGAAAGUUAUUGUAGAAUAUUGGUUUGAUGAUAAUCAUGGCUAUAUGUUUUUCUCACAAAUGUAUUAAGUAUUUGAAAGGAGAUCACUAACUCUUGUUGAAGGCAACUUGUUUGAUGAAAUUCCAUUGUAUGAUUAUUUUUGGGA
Dendrobium catenatum is the source of this 1786-nucleotide messenger RNA. RefSeq names its product palmitoyl-acyl carrier protein thioesterase, chloroplastic. Gene Ontology annotation, biological process: fatty acid biosynthetic process. The record is from RefSeq and is a predicted model, not a curated record. Gene Ontology annotation, molecular function: acyl carrier activity; fatty acyl-[ACP] hydrolase activity. The coding region runs from base 183 to 1445 and encodes 420 amino acids. NCBI's taxonomy places the organism in Eukaryota, Viridiplantae, Streptophyta, Magnoliopsida, Asparagales, Orchidaceae. The transcript has 7 exons.